Helobdella robusta is the source of this 1757-nucleotide messenger RNA. RefSeq lists its product as hypothetical. The transcript is spliced from 12 exons. Bases 64 to 1563 code for a protein of 499 amino acids. NCBI's taxonomy places the organism in Eukaryota, Metazoa, Annelida, Clitellata, Rhynchobdellida, Glossiphoniidae. The record is from RefSeq and is a predicted model, not a curated record. Gene Ontology annotation, molecular function: GTP binding; ribosome binding. Gene Ontology annotation, cellular component: cytoplasm.
UUUAGAGUGCCGAAAUUUGAAAUAAAGUCAUCUUUUAAAUUAUUUAAUGUUCAACCGGACAAAAUGAUGAAAUUAGUGCGCAAAAAUAUUUUUAAAAAUUAUUUAUCUUUUUGCGUUUGUCGUUCGAAAAUUUUAGCAACUUCAACUCGUCACUUUCAAGAUUGUGCUGAUGAAGAUGAAAGUUUGGAAGAAUUGUUCCCCCGGCUAUCUAAAAUUCGACAUUCAGUCUUCAUCAUACAGCCAAACAUGAGGGAUGUGCCAGAAAAAGCAAAAAACACGUCGGCCAAUCACCAACUGUCUGAAUUGUGUUCAUUGGUUCACUCCAUUCCUGAUUGGCUGGUCAUUGAUAAAGCAAUUCACUCCUUGAAAUUCCUCGACAAGCAACACGUAUUUGGUAAGGGCAAACUCGAAGAACUCCGCCAGCACGUAAAAUCUUCGAGUCUGCACAUCACUGCUAUCGUCAUGGGGAUGCCUUCACUAAACACUAAUCAACUCUCUAAUCUCCAACAUCUAUUUAACCUGCCUGUUUAUGAUAGAUACACGUUAGUUUUGGAAAUCUUCCGAGCUCGAGCCUCGACGAAUGAGGCCAAGCUGCAAGUUUCAAUGGCUGAAAUUAAUUACAUAAGAUACCAUCUACACGGUCUACACAGGGGAACUUUAGACUUCCAAACUGAUGCGUUAGAGUUAGUCGGCGGGACUUCUGAAGUGCCUGUGCAGACGAGGAAGAUGUUGUUGAGAGACAGAGAAUCAAAGAUUCAAAAAGAACUUGUGAAGCUGGAAAAGCAGAGGACGCUGGCCAUGGAGAAGAGGCGCAAGAUGAAGAUUCCCUCCGUGGCUGUCGUCGGCUACACAAACGCCGGAAAGACGUCAUUAAUAAAAUCUCUAACGAAAAACGAAAAUAUGGCGCCAAAAAAUCAACUCUUUGCCACGCUCGAUAUUUCAAACUUCCAAGGGUUCUUGCCGAAUAGGAUGAAGGUUCUUUACGUUGACACCAUUGGCUUCAUAUCUGAUCUACAUCCAUCUUUGCUCAAUGCCUUUUCAUCAACUCUACAAGAUAUCGCAUAUGCUGAUCUUUUGGUUCACGUGUGUGACGUUUCGCACCCAGACAGGCGUCUGCAAGAUGAGGUCGUUAGACGGACCAUCACUAAUUUGCCGCUGAUGCCGGAUGAACUGCUGCGCAGUGUUGUGCGAGUUUACAAUAAAGUUGACCUUCUGGGUGAUAGUGAAAGGGCAAAAUUAGAGGAAGAAACUUUGACGUCAUCGUCAUCAUCAUCAUCAUCACCACCUGUACUCAUUUCUGUGAAGAAUGGAUGGAACAGAGAUGAAGUUAUGAUGACGAUCCAAAACGCAAUCAUCAAAGCAACUGGACGAGUUACCAAAAAACUUAAAAUACCAAUAAAUAGUGGUCUAUUACAAUGGUUGUACAAAGAAUCGGAAGUAGAGGAAGUGACGUCAGACCCAAAAAACGCGGAGAUGUACCUAAUAAAAACGACAAUGACCGCUCAGUCCUACGCUAAAUUCAUCAAAAAUUUCAAACUUAAGGAUAAAAAUUCCUUGAGUUGAAGUUUUAUCAUUUGUUAUUAUUAUUCUUGUUGUUAUAAUUAUUUUUUUAUUAUUUCAUUAUUUAUUAUUUUAAAUCAAAGUAAGCACAAGUUAGACGGUUCAUUACAUAAACCCUGUUUUGAAUCCUUUUAGUGACCAUAAUUUGAUAAAACGAGCUCUGAAAAUAAUUUAUUUGGCGUUCUGCAUCGUCAAAA